Molecule: messenger RNA, 1084 nt
Organism: Erpetoichthys calabaricus (reedfish)
Lineage: Eukaryota; Metazoa; Chordata; Cladistia; Polypteriformes; Polypteridae
Product: major histocompatibility complex class I-related gene protein-like
Exons: 7
Coding region: 47-1084 (345 amino acids)
Biological process (GO): immune response
Cellular component (GO): external side of plasma membrane
Source: RefSeq, a predicted model, not a curated record
GCGCCGCCAGCUCGUCACUCGGAGCGCCCGGUUGCAUCUCGUCAGCAUGCUGCCAGGACACUGGCUCGUCCUCCUCUGGAGCUUCACGGAGAUUGAGCGGACCGACUCAGACUCCCACACUCUGGAGUUCAUCUUCACCGCAAUCUCUUCAUCUGAAGAUCUUCCCGAGUUCAUGUCUGCUGUGAUUCUCGAUGGCCAGCAGAUCAGUUAUUAUGAUAGUAAGAGCCGACAGAUAUCCCAUAAGCAGACCAGGGUGAAACAGAAAAUGUACCAGUUUAAUGCCCACUCUUCGGGAGUUUGCUUAAGUGUGGAGAAUCUAUUUAAAUCCAAAUUACAAGCGUUGGUGAUGAGGAGCAACCGCUCAUCAGGCAUACAUGUACUCCAGAGGUCACUUGGCUGUGAUGUGGAGAAUGGUGUACUGAAGCAAGGGUUUUUGCUUUAUGGCUACAAUGGGGAAGACCUCAUAGGCUUUAGUAAGGAUCGUCUACAGUGGUUUCCAGCAAUCCCAGAGGCGUACUUCCUAAAAAGUGAAUGGGACAAAGACAGAAUGAGUAAUAAAGAUUACAAAGAUUUCUUGGAUUCUAAAUGUGUGGAGAUACUAAAAAAACAUGUGGAAAAUAAGAAAAUCCAGGAAGUUACCCCGGAAAUUAAAGUAUUUUCACGGAAAACAGAAGAUGGACAGAGAGUACGUCUGACUUGUCUAGCAACUGGCUUUAACCACCAAAACAUAAAGAGCAGCUGGUAUAGGAAUGGAGCACUACUAUGGAAUAAAUCUCAGUCUGCAAAAAUCCUGCCAAAUGGUGAUGGAACCUUUCAAAUUCGGGAUACUCUAGAGAUUGACCAUGCGGAUAACAAUAAUUACUCUUGUGAAGUUGAACGCUCAACUGUGGAAUUUGAGCGAAGAAUCUCCUCUGAAAAAAGCGUCCAAUCAGAUGCGGUGACUGCAGCAGUUGUGGGGAUGGUGGUGCUGGGAGUAGGAGUUGCAAUUGUAUUACAUCUAAGGCAAAGGAUGAAGGGGAGUGGCCCAAAGAAUCCUUUUGAAACCAGUCAUGCUGGGCAAAGUGACCCCAAUGGUAAGAAAUAA